GGUGUAAGGAAUACACUGUACAAUAAGAGCAGAUGUUAUUUAUCAACAGACAAUCAUGCAAUAACAUAUUAAGUUCACCUCUCUGUCUUCGCUCUAGAAAUCACUCUGCACUGCACAGCACUGGAGUGGAGACUCCACUCCAGGUCUUAUCAACUGCAGAGUGUGCAUGACCCAUGCACAGUACCUAUCAAGCCUGUUACCUUGUUUCAAAAGCACAAUACACAUAGAAAUCAGUAGAGUUAAAAAAUCACAAAGCCUAAUCAACGCAGUGUGUAACAGAGCCGGCAGCCUGUAAAACCUAGACUGGAUCACUUUUAGGGAAUCUGUGUUGCAGGCAUUUUUUAAAGCAUUUUUCACCACAUUUCAAAUGAUGUUAAAGUGUGUGAGAGAAAACUCAACAUGUCCCUGCCUCCGUAGUUACGUUCACUACUGACCUGAAGGAGAGACAAACAUGCUUCUGUUCUGCAGAAGUGUGGUUUUCUGAACAAAUAGCUCUCAGCCUCUUUCAAAGCCUGAGGUUUCCAUCAACUCAACCAUCUGCACCACACUGCUGAGACACACUAGCAGGGACUCUUCACCAAAAGAGUGGUGAAGCUGAAAGGAACCUACACACAUAAUGAAAGAUCACGUAUACAGAAGCAUUAAGACCUGGUUGAUAGUAAAACUGUGAAGAGGAACUUGUAAGUUUUAAUUCCGCUUUGAAAAAAAGGAAGAUGGAUUGUUUUUGGCUGAAGAGCCUCUUUGGGUGUGAAGAAGAGAGAAGAAGGAAGCAGGAAUGUAAGGCAUAUGAGAGCAGAGAACAGCGUAGGAGAGAAAUUACACACAGAUGAAAAAAAGGGCAUUCAGCACGUCAAGCCUGUUGUUAUCAGCUAAUUAAUCUGAGGAUCCAUUUCUUGAAAGAAGCCAGGGUAUCGACUUCAACAACUGGAUAACGUCUUCCAGAUGUCCUUUAAUACAGCCUUUCUGAUCAUUGUGAACUAAUUUGGACCAUCUAGCCAAUGUGAUCGCACCUUAGCAUACAUCCUAGUAUCUGAGUAAAUCAGUGAGAUAGGCUGACAAUACCCAUAUAACAUGCAUCUACAGUAACAACAGUAUUAGCUUCUCACCAGUAAUACAAAACUGUCUUUAGUUUUCAUAUCCUGCACACAACACUGCAAUUUAGCAUGUAAUAAAUUCGACAAGGAACAAGGAACAGUUUCAAGUGGCAAGUCAACAGCAAUGGAAUAAGCAGAGGUUAAUUCUACAACGUAAAGAAGAAUUGGGAAGUUUCAACUGUUGACCCUCUUAAGGUGUGAAGGAGAGAGGAUGAUAGCAGGGAUAUAAAUCUGUGAGGGAGAAAAAUAAUAGGUAAUAGGAAUAUAAAUAAAGAGAAAAUAACUUUUCAGAAUCCACUCUGUAUCGUUUUCAGUGCUCAGCAUUUUAAGACCUUAUUAACUGACCAAGUCUUGGUUAAAAGAUAGGCCUGCAGAUGCUUUUGUCCAGAAGCCUCCACUAUGUGAGAUGCUAUCUGCUCUCACUACGGCCACAUCAUUUCACAAUAACUGUGAUGGGGAAGAAGGCAAACCAGAGACCUGACAAGAUCGGAGGCCAAAAAAACAUGUAUUUCAAGAUCAAAAUAAAUUUCUUGGUAACAUCUCCUUAUAAGGCAGGAAUGAGAUGCCAAACACUGGACCAAUAUAAAUGCUGUCGUGCUGACCUCAGCUGAACUCACUCUCCUCUCUGUGCUCAAGAGGUUCUGGGGUUUCGCUGUCUCUGCCUGGACUGUGCUGGGGCACACGGAAAUCAAACAGGAAAGACUCUGGAAGAGUGACUCACCUGACUCCUGCUCUUGGUUGACGAGCUCGUGAGGCUGACAUGGAGACGAUCCUGCUGAGGGCGCUGGCUGUGCUCCUGCUGGCUGUGGCUGCGGAGCCCAGAGAGGACUCGGCUCUUGAGAAGGAUGCCGUUGCCGAGUCACGGCUGUGCUGUGCGCAGGACUGGCUCGGGCCCGUGCGGCUGGACAUGGCCCAGAGCUCCGUGGACGAUCAGUACGCGGGCUGCCACAGGAAGAUGCUGCAGGAAGUCACCAGGCCCGGGGGGCUGCUGCAUCGAGAGAGGAACAUGAACGCGGAGCUGAACGUAGCCUGGAAUUCCGCGAUCUACACGCACUACAUUCCAGGGGCGACCGUCGAACACGCCAGGGCCCUCCGGGUGUACACCAUGGAGAGGCCGCCAGUCUACCGCUCGUUCAACGCAGCCACCCGCAGCCAGGGAGGAAGCAGGCACCUCUACCGGCUCCGCUACCGCUACAAGGCCCUGCACUUCCUGCUGACGGACGCCCUGCGCUUGCUGAAGAGACUGCAGGGGCCGGGGUGCCGCGCGGUGUACCGCGGCACGAGGUUGAGGUUCCAGGUCACGCCCAAUGGAUACAUUCGCUUUGGGAGCUUCACUUCCACCUCCGCGAGACCGCGCGUUGCCAAGAGAUUCGGCCAGACGACCUUUUUCAGGAUCACCACCUGCUACGGCGCGGACAUCAGCGCCUUCUCCGCCUUCGCCAGCGAACAGGAGGUGCUGAUCCCGCCCUUCGAGAUGUUCGCCGUGAAGUCGGUGAGGAAGACCGCCGCCGGGAAAACGGUCGUUCUGGUGUCCAGUGGGACCUUCAGCAAUCUGAAGUGCUCUUUCUUCACCAGGGGUAGGGAAGGAAGACGACUCACUGGCUCGCUGCCUGAGGACUGGGCUGGGCCCUCAGGGGUAGAGAAGGAAGAAGACUCGCUGACUCGCUGGGAGGUGCUGCCUCACUCCCGGGAGCUGGAUCCUCGGGAGCCAGAGAGAAGCAGGAUUAAUGGGGUCGUGGGGUAGCUCAUGAUGUUUCCAGGCAAGCACCGGGCGCAAAGGAGAAUACUCCUGGGAUGGGACACCACUCCAUUACGACAUCAGCGUCCAUCAGAUCAGACUCCACUCCAUUACGACAUCAGCGUCCAGCAGAUCAGAGUCCACUCCAUUAUGACAUCAGCGUCCAGCAGAUCAGAGUCCACUCCAUUAUGACAUCAGCGUCCAGCAGAUCAGAGUCCACUCCAUUACAACAUCAGCUUCCAUCAGAUCAGAGUCCACUCUUUUAAGACAUCAGUGUCCAGCAGAUCAGAGUCCACUCCAUUACAUCAGCAUCCAGCAGAUCAGAGUCCACUUCAUUACGACAUCAGCGUCCAUCAGAUCAGAGUCCACUCUUUUAAGACAUCAGCGUCCAUCAGAUCAGAGUCCACUCCUCUCUGACAGCCACAGAGAGGUGUGGACUCUGAUCUGAUGGACACAGCUGUGUCCAGUGUCCAUCACAGCUUGUGUUUCAGAGCCUGUGUUCCCUCAGUCUGGUCGUGCGCUGCUCUGAUAGAACACCGUGUGAAGGUGUGCUAGCGAUUGAUAAAACAAAGAGAUCAACACACACAGCAUUGAGUCGGUAGAUGACACCCAGUAACAUCUUGUCUAUUUUCUGAUGGGUUUUCUUUCAUCACUGCAUAUACUGUAAGUGUCAACAGUGCAGAUGGACGGAGAGUCUUGCUUGGAAUAGUUAAAUAGCUUUACAGGGAAAUCUCUGCACAACUUUGGGAUUUUCCUCUGUUCUUGCAUCUCACUGCCCCCGCGCUUCGCUAUUGUGCUCAGCAAGAAAAGCAUGAAUAAAAAACACUUAUUAAAACCUA
Lepisosteus oculatus (spotted gar) is the source of this 3671-nucleotide messenger RNA. Lineage: Eukaryota; Metazoa; Chordata; Actinopteri; Semionotiformes; Lepisosteidae. The record is from RefSeq and is a predicted model, not a curated record.